UCCCAGGCAUGCAGAGCUGGUAUUCGACCCAGCGAGAAGUCAGGUGAGGAAACAUGUGACGAGAAACUUUCGUACUAGGUCAUGCUCAGGAACUUGGAUAACCACAGGGGUAACAUCGUGUUCCGCGGUGUACCCCGUCACAGUGAAGAAUUAUUCACGGCAAUAGAGUACGACGCGGAGACAAUGCCCAGGGGCAUCGAGGCAUAUGUGCUUGAGAACCCGGGCGAUGAGAUGGCGCUCAAGACCGGAGACGUGAUCCAACUGGGAUACAAGAUGACGGAGCCUACAUCUAAACAAGCCGUAGGGACUAGUUUCCCCAUCUUCGCCCGAGUAAGUUUGACGGUCACGGCGGAAAGUAGGCGCGACUCCAUCGAACCGGCCAGAAGAGAUUCUAUCCUGCUUAUCCAGCCGAACCUCUUUAUGUAGCUUCUCGUAUCGAUUGCCAUGUAGCCGCGCAACUUAUCAGAGGGAAAUCGCACAUUCAUCUUCUCCCUUUGGGCAACCGACUACGAGGCCAAUGACUGCGGCCGAAAACCGUAAACGCCAAUGACCUCGGCAGAUCACUUCCGAAAGCCACCGCGAGAUUGCUGUACCUUGCAGAACCUCUUUCUUGAUGAUAGAAACGAAAGGAAGGAAAUAGAAGACGGCAGAAAGGACUUCACGACAUCCCUUGCACCCAUUGGUACGAGGGGUACACUCGUGACAUUUAAUCGACGUUGAAAAGAACUCAGUGCUUUGAAGCACCCCGAGCGAUAGGACGCGUUAGUUUCGAUUGGCGGGUCUAACUUUACUUGAAGAUGGCACUCCGUAGGUCAGCGAGAUUCAC
Molecule: messenger RNA, 826 nt
Organism: Coniophora puteana RWD-64-598 SS2
Lineage: Eukaryota; Fungi; Basidiomycota; Agaricomycetes; Boletales; Coniophoraceae
Exons: 3
Coding region: 82-426 (114 amino acids)
Source: RefSeq, a predicted model, not a curated record